AGCAUCACAGGGGUCACCACACUCGCUAUCAGGAGUACAAGAUUAUUUCUCUAAUGGCGGAUUUUCCUGCGAGGGCGGGCCGCCGGGUAACCUUCAAAGGCCGCCAGCGCGGGGAGCAGUCGGUGCAAACCGAGUCCUCCUUUGUCCCUGACUGCAAGGACCUCGGCUUCGCCUACGACCCCCUCGCCAGUGAGCAGUACGAAAAUCUCAUCGGGCUUCGUCAGAUGAUUCAGACGUGCAUCAAAAAGGUCGCUGGCGACGUCUACGACGUGGUCAACUUCAAGGACAUUCUCUUCCAGCUGGAGAGCGAGCUUCCUUCAUCCCUGCCGGUCACCGAUCUUCUGCUGCUGUCAUCGCGGUUGUUUCGUCGAACUGCCGAGCUUGGCCGACUGCUGAGCUGCUUCUUUGGGGUAGUCUUCGCAGAUGACUACAACGACGAGCACUUUCGGUUCACCGAGGUGCGCCUCCUGCAGCGCGAGGUGCGCGAGUUAAAAAGGCAGCUGGAGGGGUCGGAGAAGGAGCGGGUGCGUCUGCAGCAGAAGCUGGACAACGUAGGUCAAAUCGCCUACGACCACGGGAAGGCAGUCGAGGCGCUGGAGACGCACAACGAAGCCCUGAAGAAGCAAACCACGGCUUUAGAGGAUCAAAUGGCGCUUCUGUUCCACCAGCUCAACGCCGGUUUAGAGAGCCACUGCAAGGACGCCUAUAAGCAAGUGAGUGGCGAAACGAAGGUACAGGAAAGCCUCAACCCCACGCGGAUUACCUUUCGGCAGACCAUGGAUAGCCUGAGCGAGCAGCUGCGCGGGUCUCGCGGACUCAUCACGGAGGUUCGAGAGGUGCUGCUGAGCUGCAGCUCCGGCGGCCGCACCGGCGAGGCCUACGUCGCGGUCGAACCGAGCGUGCGCUUUAAGCUGAAAAUGCUCGACUCCAACUUUCAGCAGCUGAUGGGCCGCUUCACGGCGAUCAAGGACACCGUGGUGGAGACGGCGCAGGAGCUGAUGACCGCCCUGCAAGAGCGCAAGAAGAUUCUCUACCUGUCCUUCCAACACAUCCGCCUGUACGACUUGCAGAACGCGAAAAUGCGCAACGCACGUGCGAUUCUGUCUCAGCUGCAGCAGAACACAACGGAGGUCGUGCAGCGCAUCCAGGUGACCUUCCCAGGCGGGGCACUGACCUCGGUCGAUCGGUUUGGCAACAUCGCGUCGCAGCGCUGGCAGGGCGGGUACACGCUGGCGACGUUGCGGGGGUACAAGCUGGCGCAGAAGAACGAAGCAGCUGAGCGCGUCUCCCUCGCCAACUCCGUCAGUGGCGAAGUCAGCACCAGCGCACCUCCGCGCCAUUCCCUCCAACCCGGCCGGCUCCUGCCGGGGCUGACGGAGGCGCAGGUGAUGGCGGCGGAGAGCGAGCUCGCGGCGUUGGAGGGGCGCCCUUUUGAUGCGACUGCUGGGCUGCGCAGUCCGGGUAACGCACCGUUCACAGGGAAUGGAGAGGGGAGCCCGCCGUCGGCUUCGAUGCAGCUGCAGUCGUGCUCGACCAGCCAGAGCAUCAGUGCUGCGGGUGGUUUCUCACAGGGCACCCCUGCGAACGCGUUUUCUAACGACGACAGCGAUGUCGCGCCAUUCGCUUCCAUCGGCUCGUUCUUAGACAUCAUACGGCAAGUAAACAACGACAUGGAGGAGCUGCAGAAGACCCUCGUGCUAGAUGACGAGAUGGCCGCCUUCUUGAAGAUGCUGACCCUCUCCGCCUCCACGACACCGCGCACGGACGUGGGGGACAACACGACACUGACAGGCGGGCGGGCGUCGCAGCUGGAGCGGCAGGAGUACAACAUGGAAGCCGCAUUGCAUCCAACAGGCAGCGGCCUGGACGGCAAUCGGUCGAGCGGCAACGCGUCGAAACUAUCCGGGGCGCUGACGGAGGCGUCGAACCGGGGCGAAAACGACUCGUUCGGCUCGACCUCCUUCACGCUGCGCAGCCCGCGCUCACCGGACAGUCACGGCUCAGCGUCGUCGCGUGCCGAUCGCGGGCAGUCCGAUGCGGCCCUCGCCCGGCAGGCGGUGCAGCUGCAGCGGCAGCAGGAACAGAUCACAAAGAUGCAGGAGGAUUUUAGCUCCAAGAUAGGGUUUCUGCGCCAGAUUUACGAGGCCCGCAUCGGCGACCUGGAGGUGCGGGAGUCGAACGUGAGCAAGCGGUACGCCAACCACGGCGCCGUGACGGUGUUCCACACGUCGAGGGCAACUGACGACAGCAUCGCAACGGCGACAUCAAUGAAGCCGUCUUCGUCAGAAGGCCGACCAGCUCAGCCGGCUAACCGCGAUAAGGAGCAACUCAUGAGGAUGCGCAAGAACUGGCAGCAGACGAAGUUCAAGCUGCAACCGAACCGCCGAUUGCGCGAAGCUACGGUGAAUGAGCUGGAAAACAGCGGAGCCGAUGACGAAGAAAUUUAUCAGGACUAA
Leptomonas pyrrhocoris is the source of this 2456-nucleotide messenger RNA. RefSeq lists its product as hypothetical. Bases 54 to 2456 code for a protein of 800 amino acids. The transcript has a single exon. NCBI's taxonomy places the organism in Eukaryota, Euglenozoa, Kinetoplastea, Trypanosomatida, Trypanosomatidae. The record is from RefSeq and is a predicted model, not a curated record.